AUGCUUUCUCGGGCCAAGCCGGCCGUCGGGGGAACCCCGCCGCCGGGGGACAAGCGGAGGAAGCAAGGGAAGAAGGUUCCGCAGCUAGAAGAGCUCCUGGCCCUGAGGGACUUUACUGGCGCCAUCACCUUGCUGGAGUUUAAACGGCAGGUGGGUGAGCAGGAGGAGGAUGCUGACCUUUGGAUCGCAUACUCAGCCUUUCACUUGGGUGACUACAAGAGAGCACUGAAGGAAUAUGAGGCCUUAACCAAAAAUCCAGCUUGCAGUCCAGAUGUUUGGGUGAACCUUGCUUGUACAUACUUCUUUCUGGGAAUGUAUACACAAGCAGAACAAGCAGCCUUGAAAGCACCAAAGAGUCAACUCCAGAACCGUGUCCUCUUUCACCUGGCACAUAAGUUCCGUGAUGAGAAGAAACUGAUGAGCUUUCACCAGAAUCUGCAAGACAUUACAGAAGAUCAGCUUAGCUUGGCAUCUAUCCACUACAUGCGGUCCCACUACCAAGAAGCCAUUGAUAUCUACAGGCGCAUUCUCCUCGAUAAUCGGGAAUACCUGGCUCUGAAUGUGUAUGUGGCCCUAUGUUAUUACAAGCUGGAGUACUAUGAAGUGUCACUUGAAGUGCUAUCUGUUUAUCUUCAGCGAGUUCCUGAUAGCAUCAUUGCUCUUAACCUUAAGGCUUGUAACCGUUUCCGACUCUCUGAUGGGAAGGCUGCCGAGGCAGAGCUCAAGAACUUGACAGACAGUGCCUCAUCGUCUCUGGAGUUUGGCAAGGAGCUCAUUAAGCACAAUCUGGUGGUGUUCCAAGGAGGGGAAGGGGCUUUGCAGGUCCUGCCUCCUCUGGUUGAUGUUAUUCCUGAGGCAAGACUGAAUCUUGUGAUUUACUAUCUCCAGCAAGGUGAUGUGAAGGAGGCUUAUAACCUGAUUAAGGACCUGGAACCUACAGCUCCACAGGAGUAUAUCCUCAAAGGAGUGGUAAAUGCAGCACUUGGACAAGAAAUCAACUCGAGAGAUCAUCUGAAAAUUGCUCAGCAGUUCUUCCAGUUGGUGGGUGAAUCAGCCAGUGAAUGUGAUACCAUUCAAGGGAGGCUGUGCAUGUCCACCUGCUUCUUUCUUCUUAAACAGUUUGGCAAUGCCCUGAUUUACCUCGACUCAGUCAAGAACUACUUCCACAACGAUGACACUUUUAACUUCAACUACGCCCAAGCCAAAACUGCCACGGGCAGUUUUGCUGAGGCUGAAGAGGUGUUCCUUUUGAUCCAGAGUGAGAAGAUAAAGAAUGAUUUUGUUUACCUUAGCUGUCUAGCUCGCUGCUAUAUUAUGAAUAAGAAACCACAACUGGCCUGGAAGCUCUAUGAGAAGAUGGAGACCUCAGGGGACUCCUUUAACCUGUUGCUGCUCAUUGCAAAUGAUUGCUACAGAAUGCGCCAGUUUUACUAUUCAGCCAAAGCAUUUCAUGUUCUGGAGAGUCUGGACAGUAAUCCUGAAUACUGGGAAGGCAAGAGAGGGGCUUGUGUUGGUGUAUUUCAAAUGAUCGUAGCUGGCAGAGAAGCAAAAGACACUCUCCGGGAAGUACUGCUCCUCCUGAAGAGCACUAGGAGUCCUCAAGCAGCAUACAUUGUCCGCAUCAUGAAAAAGUGGGCCAAGGAGAACAGAGUCCCUGUCUAA
Messenger RNA from Indicator indicator, 1662 nucleotides. RefSeq names its product intraflagellar transport 56 (gene IFT56). Gene Ontology annotation, molecular function: protein binding; intraciliary transport particle B binding. The record is from RefSeq and is a predicted model, not a curated record. The transcript has 17 exons. Gene Ontology annotation, biological process: intraciliary anterograde transport; intraciliary transport involved in cilium assembly. Bases 1 to 1662 code for a protein of 553 amino acids. Gene Ontology annotation, cellular component: ciliary base; ciliary basal body; intraciliary transport particle B. Lineage: Eukaryota; Metazoa; Chordata; Aves; Piciformes; Indicatoridae.